AUGUACGAGGAUUGUCUACAGAGUGCUACCUUCAUUAUUUGGGGAAAGAAAACUUGUCCAAAAGUGAACGGAACGGAGGUUGUUUAUGAAGGGAUAACUGCAGGAAAACAAUACUCGGAUACCGGGGAUGGUGUGAACACUUUGUGCCUACCACAUGAUCCAGAAAACCUACCCCAGAGCUUGUCAGUUUCUGUCCCAGCCAGCGAUGACUAUGGUUACCUCUAUGGCGCCGAGUACCAAAUGACCAUGCAGCGUGUGCGCAUAUCAGAGGAUGUUCCUUGCGCCGUGUGUAGAGUCAAGAUGGCGUCUUCCUCCAUCAUGAUCCCCGGAAAACGCUCAUGUCCACCAUUCUGGCAGAAACAAUAUUCAUCAGAUAGGCACAUUUAUCAGAGCACAGAGUAUCUCUGUCUUGAUGAUGAUCCAGAUUCUAUAGAAGGAUCCAGACGUGACGAUAAUGGAAGGUUGUUUUACCCCGUGAAAACCAUAUGUGGAUCUCUCCCUUGCCCUCCAUAUGAGAAUGGAGCUAGUGUGUCGUGUGUCGUGUGUUCGAUAUAA
Saccostrea echinata is the source of this 555-nucleotide messenger RNA. RefSeq lists its product as uncharacterized. The coding region runs from base 1 to 555 and encodes 184 amino acids. NCBI's taxonomy places the organism in Eukaryota, Metazoa, Mollusca, Bivalvia, Ostreida, Ostreidae. The record is from RefSeq and is a predicted model, not a curated record. The transcript has 3 exons.